AACUAGACGUUAAAGCUGUUUGUUUUGUUUUCGAAUUCAUAGUUGAAGUAUGAAUUCAUUGUUUAUCUAUUGCGCUGAGGGAUUAAUAUUUUAUUGCUUGUUCUGAUAUUUUGUAUUCGCUUCAUAUAAAAAUGGCUGCAAGUAAAAUAGAACCCUUAUGGCAAGACAGGGAUAUUAAAUUCGAUUUAUCACCAGCAGAAAUGCAGUUUCAUUGUGGCGAAAAAUUGAUCGAUAAAUUGGAUUCUGUUGAAGAUACCAAAGGUAAUAGUGGGGAUGCUGGAAAACUUUUUGUUACUAAUUUACGCUUGAUUUGGCAGUCCUAUGUAAAACCUAGAGUCAGUUUGUCUGUUGGUUAUAAUUGUGUUACAAAUAUGUCAACGCGAACAGUAAAUUCAAAGCUGAGAGGUGUGACUGAAGCAUUAUAUAUUCUUACUAAAGUUCAUAGCACACGAUUUGAAUUCAUUUUUACGAAUUUAAUACCAGGCACUACGAGGCUAAUGACAUCUGUUAUAAGUGUUUAUAAAGCGUAUAAUUCUAGCAAGUGGUAUAGGGAAUUGAAAUUAAGAGGCAGUGUUGUACUUAGCAAACAAUUAAAAGUCUUGCCUCAGGAACAGAUUUACAGUAAAGUUAAUGGAGUCUGGAAUUUAUCAAGCGAUCAAGGAAAUUUAGGAACAUUUUUCAUCACUAAUAUUCGGCUUGUAUGGCAUGCAAAUAUGAAUGAAUUAUUUAAUAUCAGCAUACCUUACAUACAAAUAGUUUCUCUUAAAGUAAGAGAAUCAAAAUUUGGAAUGGCACUUGUAGUAGAAAGUUCAGAAUCUAGUGGUGGUUAUGUAUUAGGUUUCAAAAUUGAUCCUACAGAAAGGCUUCAAGAAGUUUUCAAAGAAAUUUCUAGUCUAUAUCAAGUACACAGUACAAAUCCAAUUUUGGGAGUUGAUUACUUCAUUGAGGAGAAACCUCAUAUUGAUAAUGAGCUUCCUCAGUGUGCUCCACUGGAUGAGGAUGUUGAAAUAAUAAAUUCUAAGGAAUGUGACACUUUUGCUGCAUAUUUUGCUGAUGAAAAUCAUGUUCGUGAUCGUGAACCUGUUUACUGUGAAGAACUUGGAUUAGCCGUUGAAAAAAUAAAAGAUGGGUUUACAAUGAGUAGCCUAUGGGAAGUUAUACCUAAUUCAUGAAGAUAUUUAUACCUGAUAAUAAAUAAAAAUAAGUAGACAGUUUAUUCAUGAUUAUUUGAUGUGAAUAUUUUGGCACUCCGUCCACCUUUAAAAACUGAAAAAGAAAAUUAAAUUCAGAAUUUUUAUUAAGCAAUAUAUAAUUUCAAUGUGCAAACGUUUUAAUUAAAGAACUAUAAAUGAUGAAAUAA
Molecule: messenger RNA, 1360 nt
Organism: Stegodyphus dumicola
Lineage: Eukaryota; Metazoa; Arthropoda; Arachnida; Araneae; Eresidae
Gene: BBS5
Product: Bardet-Biedl syndrome 5 protein
Biological process (GO): intracellular transport; cilium assembly
Cellular component (GO): ciliary basal body; BBSome
Molecular function (GO): phosphatidylinositol-3-phosphate binding
Source: RefSeq, a predicted model, not a curated record